GAGACCACCAACAUCCCCAACUUCGACAAGUACAAGAGUGGAUCUGGCGAUACCUCCAACCGCGCCUUCUCCUACUUCAUGGUCGGAACCACCGGUGCCUUGUCCGUUAUGGGAGCCAAGACCACCGUCGCUGACUUCUUGGCGAACAUGUCUGCCUCUGCCGAUGUUUUGGCCUUGGCCAAGGUCGAGGUCGAUCUCAGCACCAUCCCCGAGGGUCGCAACGUUACCAUCAAGUGGCGUGGAAAGCCCGUCUUCAUCAGACACCGCACUCAGGACGAGAUUGAAGAAGCCAAUUCUAUCAACGUCGCUGAGCUCCGUGAUCCCCAGACCGAUGCCGAUCGUGUCCAGAAGCCCGAAUGGUUGGUCAUGUUGGGUGUCUGCACUCACUUGGGAUGUGUCCCAAUUGGAGAGGCUGGUGACUACGGUGGAUGGUACUGCCCUUGCCACGGAUCCCAUUACGAUAUCUCUGGCCGUAUCCGCAAGGGACCCGCACCAUUGAACCUUGAGAUCCCUGCCUACUCGUUCGAGGAGGGCAACAAGGUCGUCAUUGGUUAA
Molecule: messenger RNA, 555 nt
Organism: Gamsiella multidivaricata
Lineage: Eukaryota; Fungi; Mortierellomycota; Mortierellomycetes; Mortierellales; Mortierellaceae
Product: cytochrome b-c1 complex subunit Rieske
Exons: 1
Biological process (GO): mitochondrial electron transport, ubiquinol to cytochrome c
Cellular component (GO): membrane
Molecular function (GO): 2 iron, 2 sulfur cluster binding; quinol-cytochrome-c reductase activity
Source: RefSeq, a predicted model, not a curated record